Molecule: messenger RNA, 288 nt
Organism: Elaeis guineensis (African oil palm)
Lineage: Eukaryota; Viridiplantae; Streptophyta; Magnoliopsida; Arecales; Arecaceae
Source: RefSeq, a predicted model, not a curated record
AUGGGAAGAAGAGGAGGGAAUGGUGAGGGAGGACGGCGAGGGUGCGAGGACAGUGGAUCCGGCAUGGGGGACGGUAGGGACGGUGGAUUUGACGUGGGGGAUGGCAGAUCCGGCAUGGUGAAGGAAGCAUGGGGAUUGGGGCACAGGGUCGGAGGCUCCAACAGGCUUCUGACAGCAUGGAGGUGGAAGAAUGGGGGAGCAGGGAAUAAGGGGUCGGGGAGUUGGGGGCAUGGGGAUGGUGGAUCCGGUGUAGGGAUGGCGGCGCAUGGUGCGGGGAUGGGGGCUUAG